Molecule: messenger RNA, 1539 nt
Organism: Emys orbicularis (European pond turtle)
Lineage: Eukaryota; Metazoa; Chordata; Testudines; Emydidae
Gene: RAB11FIP2
Product: RAB11 family interacting protein 2
Exons: 5
Coding region: 1-1539 (512 amino acids)
Biological process (GO): regulated exocytosis
Cellular component (GO): endosome; phagocytic cup
Molecular function (GO): small GTPase binding
Source: RefSeq, a predicted model, not a curated record
AUGAUGUUGGCAGAGCAAGCCCAGAAGUGGUUCCCAACCCACGUGCAGGUUACAGUUCUUCAAGCCAAAGAUCUGAAGCCAAAAGGCAAAAAUGGCACCAACGAUACCUACACUAUUAUACAACUGGGCAAGGAAAAAUACUCCACCUCGGUAGCUGAGAAGACCCUGGAGCCAAUCUGGAAAGAAGAGGCCUCAUUUGAGCUCCCUGGAUUAUUGAUGCAGGGGAAUCCAGAGAAAUACAUCCUCUACCUGAUUGUCAUGCACAGGUCGCUGGUGGGGCUGGAUAAGUUUUUGGGACAGGUGGCAAUAAAUCUAAAUGAUAUAUUUGAGGACAAGCAACGAAGAAAAACAGAAUGGUUUAGCCUAGAGUCCAAACAAGGGAAAAGAACUAAAGACAGAGGAGAAAUAAAGGUCAAUAUUCAGUUUAUGAGGAAUAAUAUGACAGCAAGCAUGUUUGAUUUGUCAAUGAAGGACAAAACAAAAUCCCCCUUUGCUAAACUGAAAGACAAAAUGAAGGGUCGAAAGAAUGAUGGGACGCUUUCGGAUACAUCCUCUGCAAUCAUUCUGAGUACUCACAUACCUGAUGCGAACAUGGACAUGUCCAGUAAUGAAAUACAAAUAAAAUCAAAACCAAAAAAACCUUUCCUUUUGGGACCUCAGCGAUUAUCUUCAGCUCAUUCAAUGUCUGAUUUAACUGGAUCACAUGUGUCUUCAGAAAAUAUUAAAUCCAGCACAAUUGGCCAUACACACCUUUUCAGAAGUCAGUUAGAAUCUUUUACUUCUGUUGAUGAAAGUGGAAGUCUAAAAUCGCCACAUAGGAGGACAUUAAGUGCUGAUACUUCUAAAAUGAACCAGCUUGACAACACAGCUGAUGAAAGUGAAUCAGCAUCUGAAGCACAAAAUGACCCCUUUACAAAUGUGAGUGCUUCAUUGCCCCAAAAGUUUGCAACGCUGCCAAGACAGAAAAAUCCAUUUGAAGAAAGCCCUGCAUCAUGGGACCAAAACAUAAGUCUCUUUUCCAAGCCUGUUGAAAUAAAAAAAGAAAUUAAAAAAGAGAAAAAGGAGAAAGUUAGCCUUUUUGAAAGAGUGACUGGAAAAAAAGAUAACAAGAAGUUGGAUAAACUUAGCAAUGGGGGAUCUGACAGUUCCACUGACUUGAAAUCACCUAGUGCAUUUGGUGAAAGUCAUAAUCAAAACUCUCCUUAUGAUUCACGUAAUCCGUUUACAACAAACUUCAAGCCCACAAGCAUGUUGCCGACAUCUAGUUUUACAAUGAAUCCUGCAAGCAUUGAAGACCUCAGGAAAAAAAGGGAUGGAAAUCCUUUUGAUGCCACUGCAGGGUACCGUAAUCUUACAUAUGAAGAGGUCUUGCAGGAGCUGGUGAAACAUAAAGAGCAACUUAAGAAGAAAGACACCCAUAUCCGUGAACUUGAGGACUACAUUGACAAUCUUCUUGUACGAGUAAUGGAGGAAACGCCUAGUAUUCUCAGAGUGCCAUAUGAACCUUCUCGAAGAGCUGGCAAAUUUUCCAAAAGCUAA